Molecule: messenger RNA, 474 nt
Organism: Aureobasidium melanogenum CBS 110374
Lineage: Eukaryota; Fungi; Ascomycota; Dothideomycetes; Dothideales; Saccotheciaceae
Exons: 2
Coding region: 1-474 (157 amino acids)
Source: RefSeq, a predicted model, not a curated record
AUGAACAAUUCCACUCCUACCCCUGCCGCUAGCGGGGCUCAAGAAAUCGACCUAAGCCAGUACACCAGCGACGGCACAGGACAAGAAUGCAUGAACCUAAUUACCGUCGCCCAAUCCUCGGAGACCUUCCUUGAGCACUUGACACACAUCUUCAAUACACGCGGCUACGCAAUGACUGCCUUUGGUCGCUAUGUCAAUUUCGUCAACUCCCCACCCAAGGGCUACACAGAAUACUGGCGCCAUCGCAGAGUCGUACUCCCUGAUGACCCACAAUACCUCACCAUUGGUGACCUGUACGUGUACGGACACCCAUCAAAAAAGCCUUUCAAGUCAGUCGCAAGAUUCGGUCAGCAUCUGGUCAGCAUCGUGCUAGGCGACCUAGACAAUUGCAGAUGUGUUUUGUGUGAUGGAGAUGGUCCACCUCCUCAGAACCCCCAGUACCCGGUCGAUCCUACUGUGCCUGUCAUGCACUGA